AUGGACCCCAACAGACAGCCAUAUUUCCCACCACCGCCAGGUCAGCCUGGAAUUCCGCCGCCGUUUCCACCACGGCCAACGGACACGGCAACAGUCGGGCCUUAUCCUGUCUAUUCGCAUGGGCCAUUCCAACCUGCUCACACUGCACAGAGUUCUCAAUCUGUCGGAAACCGUUCUCAACACAUGUACCAGCCCGCAUAUGGAGCUCAUCCAUACCAUCAGGGUCCUUCAAAUAGUCAAAACUAUUCUUCAGGUCUUACGAAUCGUCCUGGACCAACUUCUCACAACUUACAUUCAAAUAUCUCACUUCCCUUGAACCAGCCAUACUCACCCCCGGCGACGUAUGCGCACCCCAGCCAAGGGCCAGCCGCAGCCCAGAGUCCUAGUCUAUCGAGUGCCUUGCAACAGGCUACCUCGUUGUUUUCAGACAGCCAAAAGGUUGUCCAAUCUUGUCAGGACUUCAAAAGUAAAGCCAAGGCCAAAUUCACUCAAUACCUCUCGCAGACUGUAACGUUGUCACAGUCCAGUUACUCUCCCCAGGCCCAAUACGCCCAAAACUACAACCAUGAGUUUACUACUUUGCCUCUUUCAACUACACCCGUUCAUACCCCGGGUGUUCAGUAUCACCAUUCUCAACCACCACAAUACCAACGGGAGGAUAAGAAAGAAGCUCCGGCAACCCAACCGGUACAAUCUACUUCUUAUUACCCCACUCCACCCCAGGAACAGGCUAGCCCAAACAUUUCAUCUCCUCGCCCAGAUGCAGUAACGCAACAACAAGAUCAGCACGGCCAGCAGGCUCAACAAGACCCAGCUGCUCACGACCACGUCACUAAAGCACAGUAUGUCCUGGAAGACAAUCCAUUCGUCGCACUAUCAUCCCACGCCACGCCUCAUAGGGACGAGAGCUCCGAGACCGCCGGUUUGCAGCAAUGUGCAUCUGCAGUUUCACCAGCAACUUGCAUACCGUUGGUGACAUCGCAGAAGCAACCAGCUGGUAGUCAACUACAUGUUUAUCAUGGCCAGGAAGCGGCGCCUCGACCAUUACAAGUUGCACAAGAACCUGAAAGACGUACAGCCCUUGAGAGUCACUCUUCAUCUUCCGUGAAGGAAAUCGGUAUCAACGACUCCCCAACGGCUCAACUUUCGAGUCGCGAUAGUGUAGCCAGUACUCCUCAAUCACAAGUGCCAACCACUGUGAUGGAUGAGAUUUCCACCCAAAUGGGUAAAGUAAGCGUCCAUGAGGCCCCUCCUUUGCAGAGCCUUCAUUUGGGACCUGGGGAUGAAGACUAUCACGAGUACAAACGGGCCAUUCCCAGAGUCACCGAUGAUGGCAAGCCCAAUACCGUCGCUUGGGAAUGCCCAGAAGAACGAGAGGUCGAAUAUGAAACUGACUGGUACCAUCUACCUGAUAUACCAAGUUUCCUGGUGUGUACACACUGCCUUGAGAUGUGUCUUGCACACACCCCCCUGGAAUCAUCUUUCAAACGCACCAGGGAGCCGCGAGGACGUUGCCGGUUCAAUGUGCCCCGCAUUACCAGACUUCUGCUACCCGAGUGUCUCGAGCGUGGAAAUGUCACGCCUCUGCGGGAGUUCAUCACAGCUCGACUCGAUAUUCAGGACUGCAAGGGUCCAUCGGGCGCCGAUGCCUCUGCAGGAAUCAAAUGGUUCAAGCCGCUCGAUGACAGACUCGAAGGUUUCAUAUCAUGUGAGGCUUGCUAUGAAGACGUCGUACUUGCAACCUCGUUUCGACACAACUUUGUUCCCCACGACUCUCCUCAGCCUUCUGAUUACAUCUGGGCCUGCGAUAUCUGCCUUCCCUUUAUCAAUCGUUCGAUCGUCAAAUUUGCCAAAACAGGGGUUGACGCCUGGAAUGACUGGGUGCAGGUGACGGCAAAACACAUCGCCCUUCCUGACUGCGAUAAGGGGCCUGUGUCAUCCUCCUCGAGGCGGUGGAUGCGACUGCGUGGUCAGCGAUUUCCGGACUUCACGAUCUGCGAAAAGUGCUUCGAGCAACAUGUGGCGCUGACCGUAUUGGGCAAGGACUUUGAAUCUAUUCCACACGAGCCGAGUGUCACCGGGUUAGAUUGGAUGGACGUUGCCCUGGGCCAUCGAGCGACGGAGCCUGUCCCCUAUCUAUGCAGCACAAACAGCUUGCCUGUGGCUGUCUCGCUUACAGCGGCCAAAGACUUUCAAGACAUCAAUGUUCUGUACCAAGCUCUGGAGACGAUUCUCUCAAGCCCACCGUGUACCGAGCAGGGCAUUGUCAACGGAACAUGGUACACAUUGGCUGGUGGCGACUACGAGGGUUACGACAUCUGCUCCGCUUGUCAUGCCGCUUUCAUCACGUCGUUCGGCUUGGCUCGGUUCUAUCAAAAGUGUCAGAGCAAAGACGGAGGGGAGGCUUUCCUUUGCAGCUUCGAGCGUUCAGCUCCCCGAUGGUUAGAGCACAUGAACCGGCACGCAGAAGCCGUCGAGACUGGCGUGUGGUCUCGCUACUCGGACUUUGUGCGCAAGUUCGCCGGUGUCCCGCACUGCGCCAAGGAAAACCUGGUCGGGAACCGUCGCUGGUACGGCUGGGACGACUGCACGAUCUGCCCAGAGUGCUACGUCACCUUUUGCGCGGAGAGCUCGCCCGGCCCCGGCUUCACGAUGGAGUUCAACAACGACUUCGUCGCCGAGGAGAGAAUGUGCUGCCUGUACUCCCCGCGCAUGCGACAAAAGUGGAUCGAGGCGUGCCAGGAGGGCAACGCGGACGCGCUCGUCGAGUUUUCCAGGGUGCGGCACGGGGUCUGGGUGCAGACUGUGCUGCAGGUCCGCGCGCUUCGCCAGAUGCAGGACAUGCAGAUGAUGCAGGCCAUGCACGCCGGCUUCAUGAGCGUCACGUACCAGGGAAUCGAGAGUCUCAAGGUGGUGGCUGGCACAACGGAUGGGCACGAGUAUGGGAAUAGUGAACUUGGAUGGCAUGCAACGCAGGAAGGUGUGACGAGCGCUGCGUACCGGAAUGAGAUGCAUGCCGGUAUGAAUCAAUCCAAUAGUGCCGGUACUUGGAUGAUGAUAGGGCAGUUGUUACUGCAAUGGCAAGAGUUUGAGUAA
Colletotrichum orchidophilum is the source of this 3096-nucleotide messenger RNA. RefSeq lists its product as uncharacterized. NCBI's taxonomy places the organism in Eukaryota, Fungi, Ascomycota, Sordariomycetes, Glomerellales, Glomerellaceae. The transcript has a single exon. The coding region runs from base 1 to 3096 and encodes 1031 amino acids. The record is from RefSeq and is a predicted model, not a curated record.